Messenger RNA from Sitodiplosis mosellana (orange wheat blossom midge), 1234 nucleotides. Its product is annotated as 26S proteasome non-ATPase regulatory subunit 10-like. The annotation marks the transcript as partial. The record is from RefSeq and is a predicted model, not a curated record. NCBI's taxonomy places the organism in Eukaryota, Metazoa, Arthropoda, Insecta, Diptera, Cecidomyiidae. Gene Ontology annotation, molecular function: protein binding. The transcript has 9 exons.
UAACAUUUCUCUGUUCACUCGAAAUAAAAGCCUUAGCUUGAUUCGAUGGAUGCAUCAGUUAUUGACAAUUAGUGAUCGUGUUCAGUUCCAGUUCCAGAUUUAAUUUCAGUUUCAGUUUUUGCUGACACAAUCCAUAUUGUAUUUCCAAACAUUUUACGGAAAGUGUUCCUGUUUUGUGUGAAGUGAUAAGUGAUCAGAUUAUUUUCAAAUUCAAGAUUUCGAGACGAAUUUCGUGUACUUAAAAAAAUGAAGUUGAUAUUAUUCUCUGUGGUAGCGCUGCUGGUUGCGGGUUCCUCGGGUUCUUUUAUAAGAUAUUCAAGUAACUCAGAUGAUGCGUCAACUUAUUUAGACCAAGAAAAAGUGAAUACGAUCACACAACUUGAUAAUUAUAAUGAUGAUGAUUAUAAUUAUGAUGAAGAUCCAUUUGAUGUGACCACUGAGAAGGGUCAUGACGAAUGCGAUGAGAGUGCUAUCACGACAGAUCAUUCUGGAAAACCAGCGUUGCAUGUUGCAAUUGAGAACGGUUCAAAGAGAAUGGUCGAGUGUUUGAUAAACAAAUCAGUGGAUGUCAACAUUAAAGAUAGCGACGGAAAUUCGGCACUUAAACUUGCUCUGAAAAAAGGCAAUGACGAAAUAACUAAACUGUUGAUCCAGAAUGGUGCUAAUCUCAAUGCAAAUGACAAUGCAAGUAAUACAGCGCUUCAUAUAGCCGCUAUGAGUGAUACUAGUUUAGAUGUCGUUAGGUUCCUCAUCGAACACGGUGCCGAUGUGAAUGCCAGAAAUCUAUAUAAAUAUUCCGCACUUCUAACGGCUGCAGAGAGAGGCAAUGUUGACAUCGCAAAAAUUCUCAUUGAACAUGGUGCCAAUCUCGAUGUAACAGAUAUUUUUGGAAAUUCACCAUUGCAUAUGGCCGUAGAUGGCCAUGAGGACUUAGUGCGACUUCUCAUCGAUAGCGGUGCCAAUAUGCGAGCUGUAAACAUUAACGAAAAAACACCACUUCAAGUCGCGAUCUCCAAAGGUGAAACCAAAAUCGCCGAAAUGCUCGAGACCGCCGAUGACAAACCAUUCAGUGAUGAUUCCGUCAAAGCCAAAGAUCCUUUUGGAUUUACUCUUCUUCAUUACGCUGCUCGGAAUGGAAACAUGCAUGAUGUCAGAAAACUCAUCAAACAAGGAGCCGAUAUCAAUGCCAAAACUUUGGAUGAAUAUACACCUCUUCAUCUAGCUGCUAUGAAUA